GUUAAUUAGUCUAUUUCUGCAAAAGCAGUUAAGUUAGAAAAGCCGUUUUACGAUAAGAAGUCUAUAAUUUGGAGUCUUAUAGACUUUUCAGCUACCCAUCGAUUUACGGUCGUCGAAUAUAAUUUUAUUGAAUUAUUGAAUUGUGUAGAAUUGAAUUGAAUUAUUGAAUUGUUAUUAUUUUAUUGAAUUGUGUAGCUUACGCGUUUAACAAUUUCAAGUUAAGUACAACGGGAUUGAAAUAUAUUGAGUGAACGAUGCUGCUUUCUGGAGCUGGAAAUCACGCUGCUAUUAUCCAUUUUGGUGCUCUAUGCUUCGUAUUUGGAUCGUCGUACAGCAAAUUAUCGCGAGAUGCGAGUGGCACGCGUCUAAUCGAAAUAUCCGGUUGGUACUUCAAAGGAAACGAUCUGGGAUGCGCAGAUGAUGCCAACAUAAAUGAGUCUGCCUGUUGGAUGAACUGUUUGAACACUUUAAAUUGCCGACUAGUGGCGUAUGCUUUAACGGACACACCGACAAAAUGUUGCUUCAAAGGUUACGGCAGUUAUGAAGUGGUACAGUCCAGUGACUGGAAGUUGCUAACGGAUCGACCUUUUCGGAGUUUCCAGCAUCAACCAAAUUCGCAUCCGGGAAAGCGCGGUCCGAGCUGCGAGACGGGUAUACCGUGCGACGAUUGGAACCUUGUGGAAGGGCGUGCGAACGCCGACAUAUGCAAGACCCUAUGUCUGUUGUAUCCCGAUUGCAAUGUAGCCAUCAUUCAUAAUAAAGAUGGUCGGUGUUAUUUGGACCGCGUUGAAAAUUGGAUGGAAAGCGGAUAUGGGCCUUUUGAUAGUUGGGUUUUAUAGAUUAUUGUACAAAUACUUUCGGUUUACUAUAACUGCGGCCUGCGGGGAAUUCUUCAAUAUAAAAGUGUGUGUUUUUGCUAUACCAUAAUGCACCUUCUUAGCCUACGAGUACUGAUGAUAAAUUUGGGCUCGUGAUUUCUUUGUGAUUUAUAAAUUGCAGGCUUCUUCGCAUUUAAUAAUCUUUUCCAGCAAUAUACGCUGAUGCACGGUAUGAAAUCCGGAAGCAACAAAAUUAUCAAGUUGCAACCCAAAUGCUAAUUCAUAAUGGAAAAGCUCCGCGUUGGUUUCCCAUUGAAGGCUGUUGGUAAAGCUCACAAGGAUUGC
Messenger RNA from Paramacrobiotus metropolitanus, 1163 nucleotides. RefSeq lists its product as uncharacterized. The transcript has 2 exons. The coding region runs from base 255 to 839 and encodes 194 amino acids. Lineage: Eukaryota; Metazoa; Tardigrada; Eutardigrada; Parachela; Macrobiotidae. The record is from RefSeq and is a predicted model, not a curated record.